Molecule: messenger RNA, 571 nt
Organism: Capsicum annuum
Lineage: Eukaryota; Viridiplantae; Streptophyta; Magnoliopsida; Solanales; Solanaceae
Product: FCS-Like Zinc finger 16
Exons: 2
Coding region: 53-478 (141 amino acids)
Source: RefSeq, a predicted model, not a curated record
UACCACUCCUUCAGGCAUAAAAGAUAUAGAGAAAAAACAAACAUAAAAAGUUAUGUGCAAGGCUGAACUAGGUGUAGUACUUGAAGGCGAAAAAGGUAUUGGUGGAACCAAAGCAAACAUGUCACAAAUUGUUAACAAAGUUGGUGGUCCAAUCAAACCCUGUAUUGGUGGAACCAAAGCAAACAUGUCACAAUUUGUUAACAAAGUUGGUGGUCCAAUCAAACCUUGUUCCAAAAAGAAAACUACCAGUGGUUUUCUUGAAUUUUGUUCAUUUUGCAAGAUGAAGCUGUUACCCGAGCAAAACAUCUACAUGUACAGUGAUAGGCCAUUUUGUACCAGGGAGUGCAGGAGAAAGCAGAUAUUUAAGGAUGAAAAAGAAACUACAAAGAAAAAGCAAAGAAUGGCAGAUUCGAUAGUUUCAUCCUCUACGAAGAAUUCGAAGUCAUGCUUUAAUCCGAUGUUCUAUUUAGCCUUCUAGUGUUAUCCUUGCAAUAUUUUAUUUUGACUAUUGUGUCAUGUUCCUUUUUUUAUAUAUAUAUACCAGUGUUACAAGCGAAUUCGGGAUUUGAAC